This is a messenger RNA of Saitoella complicata NRRL Y-17804, 339 nucleotides long. Its product is annotated as transcription factor GATA-2. The annotation marks the transcript as partial. Gene Ontology annotation, molecular function: zinc ion binding; RNA polymerase II cis-regulatory region sequence-specific DNA binding; DNA-binding transcription factor activity, RNA polymerase II-specific. NCBI's taxonomy places the organism in Eukaryota, Fungi, Ascomycota, Saitoellomycetes, Saitoellales, Saitoellaceae. The transcript has a single exon. Gene Ontology annotation, biological process: positive regulation of transcription by RNA polymerase II; negative regulation of transcription by RNA polymerase II. The record is from RefSeq and is a predicted model, not a curated record.
UGCUUCAACUGUCACGUCACCAAGACCCCUCUCUGGCGUCGUACCCCUGACCGCAAGCACUCUCUCUGUAACGCCUGUGGUCUCUACCUCAAGCAAUACAACUACAUGCGCCCUCUCGGCCCCCGCGCCCGUACCCACCCCUCUCCCUCCACCGCAGCGGCCUCAACCCCAGUUGACAAAGGCAACCGCUGCGUCAACUGCGCAUGCACCGAGACCUCGUUGUGGAGAAAGAACGAGAGGGGCGAGGCGGUGUGUAAUGCGUGUGGAUUGUAUGCUAAGCUUCAUGGACGUGAGAGGCCGGUCAGUAUGCAGAAGAAGAAGAUUACGAGGAGGAAGAGG